Messenger RNA from Sinocyclocheilus rhinocerous, 3921 nucleotides. Its product is annotated as proline-rich transmembrane protein 4-like. The record is from RefSeq and is a predicted model, not a curated record. Bases 194 to 3259 code for a protein of 1021 amino acids. NCBI's taxonomy places the organism in Eukaryota, Metazoa, Chordata, Actinopteri, Cypriniformes, Cyprinidae. The transcript is spliced from 4 exons.
UCUCCCACACGCACAGAGAGACAGAUCUCCCUCUCCUGCAGUGGAGUGCUGGUGGCUCUUCUGGAUUCUCUGUUUGCUCUCUUCCACUGGGAGAAAGGUUAUUUGCAGCAGAAGCUUGGUGUAUCUGGUGGGCGUUCCUCGGAAAUUCAGACACCAUGUGAGCAGUGGUCUAUGACGACAUUAGAGGGGCAGAAUGCUUCUUCUGCGUGGGACUCUUGUGGUCUUCUCUCUCUUCAGCUCUGUCAGUGGGUUUUUCAGCGAGUAUGGGCCAAAACCGACAACCCAGACCAAGGCAGGCUCCAAAGGAUGGGGCAUGCCCAACUUUGAAACAUUGAAAUCUAACUUCCCAUUGUUUGGUUUGGGAUCACGGCUUUUAUUCGGUGACACUAAAGAGUCUGCUACGACAAAGGUGAGCACAACUUUCCCAGAAGCAACCACACAAGACUAUACUCUGUCUUCGAAGGACUUGAGCCCAAAAUACCAGCCGACCACAACCUCGUUUGAGGAACUUCAAAGCAGCACUGUCCAGAUAGGCACCCUGCUGCCUUUAAAAUCAGCUAAACUGCCAAUAAUUGACUUACUCAGGAACAAACCACAAAUAGAUGGACCAGAACCUCCUAAACUUGAUCAAAGCUAUGAUCUGGAUCUCUGGCCCCGCAAUAAUGGCCAAAUCACAGCGAAAAACCCCCAAACGACGAUGUCUAAACCAGAAACACAAACAUACACUGUAUCCAUGGCUCAGGGUACCAGCACCACACACACUACAACAUUGAGACUGAUGACGGAAACCAUGAACCCUUACAGUGACCAAACUGUGCCCACAGACACUCAGGCAACAACGUCACAACUAAUGAUACCUUCAUUUCAAACCACACAUUUUAUCACACCAGCAGAACCAGAAGUAUCUACCGAACCUUUGACCACUGUCAGCACUGGACAAAACACAUUGAGGACAACAAACAUGGCCUCGAAACCAGAAUGGACACCUUUUAAAACCACUGACAAGGCUCUGGAUGGAUUUACGUGGGUAGAGCAGACCACAGGCCCAUCAGACGGGGGAAGAGUGCAAAGUGUUGGCCCAGAUCCUACUCCCUCCCUGCCAGCAGGAGCAGGCUUUCCAUGGGAGGAAGGAGAUAAGGAAACGGGGAAGAGUGCUGAUAUGACAACACAAGAGCGACACGAUGAACUGACAACAUCAGCUAGCGUGACGACUCUCAGGAACACAGAAAUGGCCACCGCCACAUCUGAAGACUGGCUGAUGGAUCUUACCCAAGAAUAUGCACUCCCUGACUGCAAUGCAGAACGUUCUGGAAUCUGCAGUUCUAGUGACACUUGGCCCACCACCACUGUCCUGAGCAACAGCAGCAAAAAUUACAGCACAACCACCUUCUCCACCAACCUCUCUCAAAGUCCCAACCCAUUUACAGCCCCACCUAUGUUUGUGGCACUAUAUUCUGAUUGGAACAGUGCCCUGGCGACAUGGGGUUCAGCGUGGGAAGCACACAUCUACGGCCUGGGCACUGUGUUCUGUCUAGUCGCUUUGGCCUCCACCCUGAACCUCCUGUGCCUGCCCCUACAGUACCCAUCAGGCUGUGGCUACUUCGCUCUGGUUAGUCUCUGCCUGGUGGCCGCUGGCUGCACUAGGGCCUUCGCCCUAGUGUACGAUGCAUACGGAUACCAGGACCGCAUGGCAUCCACAGAGGCUUUACUGUUACUUUACGAGGCACCAUUUCCCUGCAUGACUGCGGCCUUUGGCCUAGUAUUCCUGCUCCUGUCAAUGCGCUCUCGUAUGCAGCUGUCCUAUUCCGCCUUUCAGAGACCUUGUUUCCUGGCUUGCUUGGUGCUUCUGCACUUUGCUGCUGCCUUUGGCCCUGUUGCAUUACUCCAUGUUGACCAGCAAGUUUACCUGUUUCUGUCCUUGAUCUCUAGAGGUGCCUUUGUGGCUCUGGCGACUUUCCUAUCAGCUGCAUAUUUUGUAUUCUACUGCUAUGUUCGUGCUGACUCCAAGCAUAUUUAUCAUCUGAACAACACAUCACCAACACCAGCCGAACGCUACAACCGUUGUCCAUUUGCAGAGAGCAGAGAUUGGGACCGGGCAGCAGCCGCAGUGUUACUCUGUGCUGUCUUUUCUCUGGCUUGUUCAGGGCUGCAACUCUACGCCAUGCUGCACGCUCUCGGAAUUGCUGGAAGCGCUGAGUCCUUUCGGCCUUGGCCGUGGUGGACUUUCCAGUUCAGCUGCCGAGUUUGUGAAGCAGUGAUCUGCCUCACACUGGUCCUGGUAGUUGCUCAGCCAGUUUAUUGUUCUGAUCACCUUCCCCAGCCAGGAAGUUGCUGGACAGAACUCCUUGCAGCAAAGUCACCUAUCAUUCCUGGGAGCUACCAGUGGACUCUGUCUCACCAGGAGAAGCUGGCCAUUUGUGAUCCAAUUGGGCAUGGAGAGACAGAGUGCCUACCCUUGUACACAUUGGUGGAUGACCGUCUCAGCAGCUUGAAUGGCCUUGACCUUUUAUACCACAGCAACCGGGCUUUGGCCUAUCGUGACCUUGACCUGGACUUGCCCAACACUCAACCCAACACUGGUGCCCCUUCUGUGGGUUCAUCCUGUACCAGCGACUCCACAGCGGACCUGCGCCCUCCUUCGCCCAUAAAUCUGCGUCGAAGCAUUGAUGAAGCACUGUUUAGUGAAUCUCUAUUUCACAUGAGUGUCUUCAGCCCCUUACGACCCUUCACCUCUAGUGACUGCUCCCUGAAUGGUAGAGAGACCAACUCCAGCGGUGUCCAAACCUUGAGAGACACCCUUACUCCUGAUCCAGGCCUAUACCGAACAUCUUCAUGUGUGGAAGUGCUACCCCAAGUUCCCCUUGCUUCUCAAACCCAACCAGAUGGUCCGUCAUUAGGUUUUUCUCCAUCCCCAUCUCCCUCACUGUCAUCUUCAACUUGCUGCUCAUCUCCCGAGCGCUGGAGAGGCAGCUCCUGCUCCUGUUCCCUCUACAGACAGUCUCUGGGUGGCUCUUCUUUGGUUUUGUGCUCUAGUCCGGAAGGACACCAUCCACCACCCUCUACCCUCAGUGGGGGUUCCAGCCACACUGCCAGCUCUGGCCACCAAAGGGGAAGCUUACAGAGACCCUACAGAACAUUAAAGUCAGAGGAGAGUAUGGACCAGCAGUCAGAGUUUGACCAAUCUGUCCAAGAAGAAUUUGUCAGUGUGUGCAGACAGAUUGAUGCUCUGAGCAUCUGCAGUGAGACUAUUGACCUCUAGGGGGAGACAAAACAAAAUGAUGUACUAUGAAGGAACCAAAAGGGUUUUAGAUAUAUGAUGAGCAGGUAAUGGACAGAUCAGGUGAUUCGGUGAGUCUGUUUGCCAGGGUGUCAAAACACAUUUGCUCUGUGUAGACAUACAGGUAAAUGUUUUGUGGUCUAGAACUGUGCCAAAUGUUUCAUUUUGUAAGGGUUGGUUUGCUUCUGUCAGGUAAGUUCUCCAAAGAAAUGGAUUCUGAAGUCAAUAUCAUUGUAAAGGUAAAAGAAGUGCCACCAAUUGCCAGAAGCUUAGGCAGAUUUUGUACAAAAGUCCUUUGGUGAUUGAUAAAUUUGUAAUUGUAAAACAUUAGUUUCAAACUUUCUCUAUAAUGCUAACAGUGACGUUUGUAUGAAUUUGUACAAAAUCACUUUUUGGUCUAUGUGAUUAAUACUGUGAGAGUGUGAACUACUGAUAACCAUACGGUUAAACAAAUACUAGGCAACAUAGCAUCAGAAAAUAGUUUCAAAUUAAAUACAGUAUAACCUGCCAAUCCAAUUUUGUAAAUCUUUAGAAAAGUUAAUUGUGCUUCUGGUCUUUAGUUGCAGUUAACUUCAAGUACCUGUUGUUUUUUGCAACAAUGCAUUGUUGUUGAAAGGCCUAACAGUUUUAUCAACUCGGAGGGA